AGUUCUGUCAUAAACUUCGCUCGAGUUCAAUCAUUCCCAUAUCUCCGGGAGUUGUCCACCCCAAGUCUACCAACUUAGUAAUAUGAGAAUGACACCCUGCAAUUUAUUCCAAGUGGUGCUGAUUAUUGGCCUCCUAGUUAAUCCCCAACUAGCGGAGGUGGCUGCCCUUGGCAAGUACCAUGGAUGGGAUAAUGACUAUCGCUUCUUUUGCACUAUAAAUGUGAAGAGCUCGUCUAAGAUGCAAAUUACGGCCGACGUUGAGCUGGUCAGGAGAACUAAUGGGGGCGAGUGCGUCAACUGCCACUUUAUCUACGGCUUAUCGAAAAUGCUCGGCAAGACUAAUGGAAGUGAGAACAAUGUCGAUCUACUUAGCCAAGUUGAUUUUAUUGCUCCGACGGGAGAUCCCACCACAGAAUGUCUGAAUCAACUAGCUGAAGCUAUCGGUGUGGGUGAUCAUUGUCGCUGGAAUGCAUACCCUUAUAAUGGUAGAAUGGUUCUUGACGGGUGCGGUUCACACUGGGACCUACCUCAUGUCAACUAAGAUAUCUCGAGUCCCGAGGCGCUGCUUCAGUUGUCGAUUAUUCAGACGAGGGUUCAUGAUUGAUCCUGUCUACUUUUCUCUUUCGUUUACUCAUAACGUUUAAUAAUGAGUCAUCAUCAGGCUUAUUGAGAAAUAGCCACUUAUGAGAUUACAAGAUAUGUCUGUGACGCGUCCGAUAUUCGGUUCUGAUCUGUGACGUGAAUCGGGAAGUCCGUAUUCUCGCAGCUCGUUACGUUUCGAGAGUCCUACGUACUUCAGGGGUUUUAUUUGGAUCGUAAUCUUCGGUGUAUCCCGUCACUAUUACUCCGAUAUGAAUACGAGUCCAAGU
This is a messenger RNA of Perkinsus marinus ATCC 50983, 869 nucleotides long. RefSeq lists its product as hypothetical. Bases 83 to 541 code for a protein of 152 amino acids. The record is from RefSeq and is a predicted model, not a curated record. Lineage: Eukaryota; Perkinsozoa; Perkinsida; Perkinsidae. The transcript has a single exon.